Molecule: messenger RNA, 1008 nt
Organism: Acanthosepion pharaonis
Lineage: Eukaryota; Metazoa; Mollusca; Cephalopoda; Sepiida; Sepiidae
Source: the annotation of a GenBank genome assembly
AUGUUCGAAUCUUCCCUGAGGGCACAACAUUUAGGUCUCUCAAGUUCUCAAGCCUGGAGUCGGGGCGUCUACUCAGAUAUUAACCUGGAGCAUGAGAUCUAUCUAUCUAUCUAUCUAUCCAUCUAUCUAUCUAUCUAUCUAUCUAUCUCUUGCAAUUCUUUAUAUCUCUCUGUCUUUCGAUUUAUAUCAAUUGCUAUCUAUCAAUCUAUCUAUCUAUCUAUCUAUCUCCUGCAAUUCUUUAUAUCUCUCUAUCUUUCGAUUUUUUUAUCAAUUGCUAUCUAUCUAUCUAUCUAUCUAUCUAUCUAUCUAUCUAUCUUGCAACGUCUUCUUAUAUAUAUAUAUAUAUAUAUAUAUAUAUAUAUAUAUAUAUAUAUAUAUAAUGUAUAUCUUUAUAUCUUUAACGAUUUUUUUAUCAAUUGCUAUCUAUCUAUCUAUCUGUCUAUCUAUCUAUCUAUCUAUCUAUCUAUCUAUCUAUCUAUCUAUCUAUCUAUCUAUCUCUCAAUAUAUAUUUGUCUAUCUGUUAUAGUCGCUAUCUAUCUAUUGCAAUAUCGUCAUAUCUAUCUAUCUAUCCACUGCAAGUUGAUUAAGUUCAUUAGUACAUUUCCCUUAUUUAUCUAUGAAACUAUCAGUGUGCCUGCUAGUCUGUCUGUCUAUACUACUGCCAACGUCAUUCUAUCUAUCUAUCUAUCUAUCUAUCUAUUGCUGGAAGCUGCACUCCUGCAGCCUCCAGCUCACUCCUGCAGCUUCCAGCUCACUCCUACCGCUUCCAGCUCACUCCUACCGCUUCCAGCUCACUCCUGCAGCUUCCAGAACUCCUGCAGUUUCCAGCACUCCUGCAGUUUCCAGUUCACUCCUGCAGCUCCCAGCACUCCUGCAGUCUCCAGCUCACCCCAACAGCUUCUCGCGGCCUCCAGCUCACCCCUGCGGCGCUCUACUGACGUCCCGCUACCUAUUCCAGCACCCGCUGACGAUCUAAUCCAGUGCCCACUGACGUCCAGCGCCCGUUAA